AUGACCUUUCCGCUGAAGCAGCUUGUCCCAUGUCUCUGCGGCAUCCUCAUCCUCCUAUUAAUCAUGUUCUUCUCCCGCGCGAAGGCACAGCCGUGCCGAAGCACUGAUUCCAAUCAGGAUCGGCUCAGGGGCAACUACACCAUAGCCGGCGUCGGCUCCGAAUUCUAUCUGAUCGAUAAAAAAUCCAGAGGCUUCGGCAACCUCUCCGACUCCGACGGGAACAACACCCAGGUGUUGUCCAUCGUCGAUCAGUCGAUACGACUCUGGCAACUUCGACCCGACGGCGGCGACGGGCUGGAGGUCGAUGGGGCGUCCUUCAGCGCCACCGUGGCAUAUCAGCCGCUGUCCAGCCGGGAUAGCCUCGCCUUCCUCAUCCUCCCGUCGAUGCUAAACACCUCCUUGCUGAUGAUGGAACUGAUGGCCAGAGAUGAUGGCCCGCUCGUCCUCACCGGAGCCGGUAGUCCAGAGGCUACAUCUCGGAGCGCCGCAGUCUCCGGCAGCACCGUCUCUAUCAGGAUUGGCGUGCUGUCGAAUCUCUCGAUCACGGAGCACUACUAUGAUGACAUCAUGGUUGUCGAUAUCACUAUCGAUCGGGUAGCAAACAAAUACACCGUGUGGAUCGACUACGACAGUGCGGGGCGCAGCCUGUCGGUCUACGCGGACGUCCAAGCCAAUCCCAAGCCUGACAACAUCAUAGCUGAGGUGAGCCUGAACAUUACCAACUUUAACCCGUACGUCCGUUUUGGCCUACUCUCUACGGCGGAGCAGCUACACAACGCUCGACCUCGCUGGAACGCGACGGUCGAGCAGCUCCUCCCUUACCCCUACAUCGACAUCGGUGGAGGCCUGUCAAGGAAGGUGACCAUCCUGUCCUCCGUCCUCGGAUCCGUAGCUACCACCGCAGUGAUGGCCGUCGGCCUGGCGUGCUACUUCAACUCGAGGUACCGGCGGUGGCACAAGGACCUUGACCAACUCGCGAGAUCCAUGGAGCGCCUCCCCGGGGUGCCCACCAAGGUGGAAUUUGCUGACAUCAAGAAGGCCACCGGUAACUUCCACGAAGCCAUGAAGCUCGGGGGAGGUGGGUUCGGCACCGUGUACAGGUGCACGCUCACGGCCUCCGCUUCAAAGACGGAGCGACCGAUGGAUGUCGCGGUCAAGAGGUUCACGCGCGAUGUGCAGAACCGCUGCUACGACGACUUUCUUGCCGAGGUCAGCAUCAUCAACCGGCUACGCCACAAGAACAUCGUCCCCUUUGUCGUAAUACCGAAUGAGACUGGGAGCCAGUAUGGGUGGUCUUAUAACAAAGGAGAGCCACUACUUGUUUUCGAGUUCAUGACCAACGGCAGCUUGGAUCAACAUCUCUUCCCCAAAGUGAGCAAUGGCACCGGGCUACAACAGGCGCAACGCACUGGCACGGCCAUUCGGCAAUGGGCCACCCGCUACGGAAUCGUCAGGGACAUUGCUACCGGCCUUCACUACGUCCACCAUGAGUACGAGCCGAUGGUGCUCCACCGUGACAUCAAGGCGAGCAACGUGAUGCUAGACUCUAGCUAUCGGGCACGCCUCGGUGACUUUGGCCUGGCCUGCACCGUGGAUGUGGGUCGGAACUCCGCCACCGGCGUUGGUGGCACGUGGGGCUACAUUGCGCCGGAGUACGCCAUGUGCGGCAAGGCGACGCGGCAGACCGACAUAUGCGCUCUCGGGGUACUCAUCCUUGAGGUCGUCACCGGCCAGCGGGCGCUGAUUCGACAGACGGUGGAUGAAGGCGACGCCCAAAUCACAGAUAGAGUGUGGCGCCUCCACCGUGAGAGGAGGCUAAUGGAGUGCGUCGAUGCCGUGCUGAUCGCAGGUUCUUCUCCGGAUGAGGACCCGCAGCACGCUGGAGGUGAUGCCGAACGUCUGCUUCUUCUGGGCUUGGCGUGCAGCAGCCCAAACCCGUCAGACCGUCCGAGCAUGCCCGAGGUGGUGCAGGUCAUCGCCAAGUCAGCACCGCCGCCGGAGGUGCCGCUCAUGAAACCAAUAUUCAUGUGGCCGCCGCCGGAAGGGGCAGCCUGGGGCGCUGAUGAUAGCACGGGCACAUGGAUGAUGAAUAAUCUCGAUGGGAGUAUCACGAGCACCGAGCGUCAGUCGCAGUCGCUCACAGCGGUGUCGCACAGGCGGGCUACCGGAGGACAUGCCUCGUUUCAACUGGAGCCAUGA
Molecule: messenger RNA, 2199 nt
Organism: Triticum turgidum subsp. durum (durum wheat)
Lineage: Eukaryota; Viridiplantae; Streptophyta; Magnoliopsida; Poales; Poaceae
Source: the annotation of a GenBank genome assembly